AUGGAUAUCAAACGAAGUUGUCCCUUAUCACAAUUAAUCGAUAUUAAUAAACCAAUAAUGUCUACACCACGAAACCGACCUCCACCGAUGUAUUCCUCCGAAUCAAAUACUAAUAAUAUCUAUGCUCUUAAUUUGACUCCUUUAAUAGAUAUUCAUAGUUCAGAAAAAUCUGGUUUAUUAGACGAACAAUUUCGUCUUGAAAAUGAUAUAGCUUAUCAAUCAUCAAUUAAAACUCAAGAUUCAUUUAGAACAACAUAUUCAAGUUUACAAACUAUACUUUCUCAAAUGCAAUUAAAAUUAGCUUCUGCAUUUCUUGAAGAAACUGAAUAUUUAAAACAACGUGAAGAACGACUUGAACAAGAAGAACAAUCAUUAACAAAACGCAUUCAAAAAUUAGAAAAUAUCCAAAUUGAACGACAACAAAUUGAAAAAGAAUUUUCAAAACUUAAAGAUCGACUUGAAACAGCAGUUACUCAAGUAACAAAUUUUCAAACUAAUGGCACACAAAUCUUACGAACAUUAUUUUCUGAAUCUCGUCAAAUAGAUGAACAAUUAUCUGGACUUAUAUCUCAAUGUUUAGCAUCACUUUGUCGUUCUCGAACAAGAGUUAAUCCAAAAAUAAAUGAAUUUUUACAAAAAUCCGAACAUAUUCAAUCUGAAUUAACUGAUCGACAAAUCUUAAUACAUAAUACACAAUCAUCAAUAAAAUUAAUGCUUGAAUUAGUNAAGUGGAAUCAUGAAAAGUGCCAGUUUUUUUGUCGGAUUUAUUUUUCCUAA
This is a messenger RNA of Rotaria sp. Silwood2, 777 nucleotides long. The record is from the annotation of a GenBank genome assembly. NCBI's taxonomy places the organism in Eukaryota, Metazoa, Rotifera, Eurotatoria, Philodinida, Philodinidae.